AUGGCGUCUAAUGGCUUACCAUCAGGUGCCUUCGUCACCACGCUUGAAGGUCGGCGAUGCACAGCGGUCCCGAGAGUCGCGGUGGCAUCGGCGGCAUCAGACAGCAGCAGUAGCAUAGCUACGACUACGAGUACGACUUCCGCCAGCUCUACAACAUCAAGCCCGACAAAUAACGGGAUAGCAGUAGCGCCAGCUGCGGGGAUAGAGACGGAGGCAGUGGGCCAAGAUUCAACGAGUACGACAGCCUCCCCCCUGGUGGCUACCACCACCUUUAGAGACUCGACUGGGGCGUCACAGACCCAAGGCGGCAGCAGCGAGCCGGGUCCUGCGGCGAGCCCAUCUCUUGAUGCGAAUGUUCAGCGUUUCAGUGUUUUUGCUGGCGAUACGCCGUCGCAAUCGCCAGAAGCACAGCUCCCCCCAAGCAGUCAGGCUGAUACCAGCAUAGCAAGCCAGAGAACAGAAAACGCACCCUCCGAGCCGUCAGAACGGCUUCUCACAACUACCACCUCCCCGAACCCGCUUGUCGGUCCCGCAGCCACGCCGCUCUCCUCUACCAUUGGCACUACAAUAACGCCAGCCGACCCUUUAGUCACGGACGAUGUAAACACAGCCUCGUCGGACACUGUCGCCACCGCAGCCCCUAAUCUCAACAGCAAUGCGGUCCAGUCGACGGUAGCAAUAGCAGGCGGCGUCAUCGGAGGUGUUGUCGCUCUCAGUGUUCUGGCGUUCUUUGUCUGGUGGUGGAGGCGCCGAGUGCGGCGGAAAAGGAGGAGCACACUUCUCACACCCCUAGACAUAGUUCCGACCCGCAACAUGGAAGAGAAGAAUGGCUAUGUGAUCUCCCGUGGAAGCAUUGGCCCUACUCCUGUAGCCGUCAAGGUCAAGGCGGCCCUGGGUCAGAAUUUCAAGAAGAUACAGGGCCAUAUCCGGAACAGAACCGCACCAUCGGUCAACCUGGACCGCGGCAACUCUCAGUUUAUCGACCCCUCCGCAACACAUAGCCGCAACAACUCUGGCGUCAUCGGUGUCGAGCCGGCACCAAAACCAUGGUGGGCGAGGCUGGGAGACAAAUUUGGCCGGCGCAACAGCGGCUCUCUGGCGAAGAGCUCAAACGCCAUACAAGAGAAGAAGCCCCCGAAUUUGCAGCAGCCCGACUUCUUGACCCUCCUCAGUAUGGACAACGGGGAACUCGACCGAGAAGCCCAGCGACGACGGGCGAGCAUCUCCCGACUCAACGGCAGCGCCAGCUCAGCCGACAAUUUCCUGGGUAGCCUAAACCUCAGCUUCGGCGGAGACAACCCCUUCAGCGAUGCCAACGCCAUUGCUCAUGCGUCUGCCACACCAGCGCCGUUGGUCGUGCCCCAGACAAGCCCGGCCAACCCCUUCAGCGACAUCAACGCUAUCGGGAGGGCAGGACAGCAACAACCACCGCUGCCAUCGGCUACAUCAAAACCAGCAACCUACGUCGCCAACAUCCGCCGAUCCCGUAGCAACAGCAACCGCGGCCCCAACGCAGGCUACGUCAGCUAUGCCGGCCGCGAGAGCGUCGGCUCCCUGCGAUCCAUGGCCACAGCAACAACCACAAACCAGCGCAACAAAUUCCGCUCCGAUCCCUUCGAUCUCGAACGCCCCGAGCUCCUCGGCAGGGGCGGCAGCCAGCCACUCUCACGCAACCCAUCCAACCCACGCCCCCCAGUCCGCGCGCACACCCGUGCGGACUCUUUCACCUCUCGCAUGUCCAAGUACUCCAAGUACUCCUCCGGCAUCAGCGCCAUGUCAGAUGACGACACCGUGGGCGGCGUGGGCAACGGGAGUAUGGUGAGUAUGGACUGGAGUGAUCCCGGCCCGGAUGUCGGGCCUGGGUCUGCUUCGGGUGGGAGGUGGGAUGGAUCAGGGGGUAACGGUGGUAACGGCAGUGGGAGAGGGGAUAGGGAAGGACGAGGAGGGAAUGAGGCAGAUAGGAGUGGACUGCAGGGGCAGCGGGAGGUAGGGAACGGUGGUGGUAAGAGAGCGAGUGGUGGGAGUACGGGGAGUGUUGGGAAGGCGAUCUGA
Molecule: messenger RNA, 2052 nt
Organism: Dichotomopilus funicola
Lineage: Eukaryota; Fungi; Ascomycota; Sordariomycetes; Sordariales; Chaetomiaceae
Exons: 1
Coding region: 1-2052 (683 amino acids)
Source: RefSeq, a predicted model, not a curated record